Messenger RNA from Drosophila yakuba, 651 nucleotides. RefSeq lists its product as uncharacterized. The transcript is spliced from 2 exons. NCBI's taxonomy places the organism in Eukaryota, Metazoa, Arthropoda, Insecta, Diptera, Drosophilidae. The record is from RefSeq and is a predicted model, not a curated record. Bases 1 to 606 code for a protein of 201 amino acids.
AUGGCGUGCAGGGAGCCACCACAAACUGCGAUCGUCAUUAACUUGCUAAUUGGGGAUUUGGUUCAGGAUGCCGUCAACGAACCACGCAAACUGUCCGAGCAGAAGAACACCUGCCAGCGACUCUUCGACAUUUUAGGCUUUCAGGCCGACGAAUGUUUUGAGGAUUUGGACUGCAAUGAUGUGGCUGCAACGCCCAGUUCGAUCACCGUCCGCACCAAUUUGAAAUCGAGUCUAGCCGAAGCAAACAAACGAAAUUGGCACGGCUGGAUGUCCAAGGCAUUGGCGGAAGAAGAUUCAGACGAGGAUGUGGAGAUCUUUAGGAAGAAGGGAAGCGAUGGGCUCAAGGACAUCCAUUCGAUUGGCGUGCAGACGGACCAGCCACGUCGGCGCAUCCGAGUCUGUCCUGUGGAUUUCGCCCCAGCUCUGGCACCCUGCGAAUCGACGCGACACACGAUCUUCAUCGAUGCCGUUUCCGUGCAGAUUCCAAACGCAUUGGGUCGACCGCCGCUGGCCGAUAGAUUUUGCUAUAUGUUGACCGAUUUCGCUUCGGCGCUUUAUUGUAGUUUCGCCAUCAUGUGUUGUUGCACACCCAAUAUGUUGAGAUGAAUUAAAAAAAAAGGACCACGCUGGUUGGAACUCUGUUUAGCUACA